GUGGCGAGAACCUGUGGUAGCCUUCAGUCGUCAGAAACGCUCAAAAGCAAGUUUUCAAUACGUACUUUACUGUUUACUGCUCUUGUUGGGGGACGGCCUUGUCGGGGGAUAGCUUUCUUUUUUCUUGUCUUGCCCUCUCCUCAUCCUUCUCUCCUACCCUCUCUUCAUCACUACACACGUUAGAGUAUUCCUCCGCUCUGCCUCUUCUUCUGGGCUUGCUCUUCUCCUGUCUUCGUGUUACUUCCUCCCCUCCCCACUCUGCUCUCUCCACUAGCCACCUGGGUAUUGUAUAGUUGGUCCACAGCUCUCUUCUGCCAUGUGGUGGCUGCUCAGUAUACUGGGCUGUGUUCUGCUGGUGGCGGUCAUCUUCUUCCUGACCACUCGACAGCGUUACAGGUUGUUCAGUGAGAAGUGCCUGAGGCCACCAGGACCCUUGGUCACAGACAGCAAACAGAGGGACGACAGACUGAAGAAAGGUUUUCGUGUGGACCGCGUUCCCCCUGCUCUGGAUGCGGUGGUGAUCGGCAGUGGUGUGGGAGGUUUGACAGCAGCAGCGCUCUUGGCCAAAGCUGGGAAGAAAGUUUUGGUUCUGGAGCAACAUGAUCAGGCUGGAGGCUGCACACACACCUUCCAGAAUAAGGGAUUUGAGUUUGAUGUGGGUAUUCAUUACCUGGGCCAGCUUCAUGAGAACAGCCUGCUGAGAGUCACUCUGGAUCAGAUUACAGAGGGACAGCUGCAGUUUACACGUCUGGGACAGCAUUUUGACACACUGAUCCUGGGUCAGGCUGACCAGCGCAGGGAGUACCAUAUCCAUGCAGGGAAGACUGAGAUGGCCGAAAGUCUAAAGAAGCAGUUUCCAGGAGAGGAGGGGGCCAUUGAUGAAUUCAUGAGAUUAAUGAAGCUAGCCUCACAGCGGACACCACUUAUCGCCAUCUUGAAGAUGAUACCCUAUUGGCUGGUUAAUUUCCUGGUUCGUAACGGCCUUUUACAUCGAAUAUCUCAAGUGUUCAGCCUGGCAACAACCAACCAUUCCGAAAUGAUGUCCCGCCUUACACAGAACAAGGACCUGCAGGCUCUGUCUGCCUACCUGUUCUAUGGUGUCCCUCCAAAAGAGUCCAGCUUUCUCAUCAAUGCUCUCCUCCUUCACCACUACAAACGUGGCGCAUACUACCCACGAGGGGGCGCCAGUGAAAUUGCCUUUCACAUCAUCUCUGUCAUUCAGCAAGCAGGGGGCGCAGUGCUAGUCAGGGCUCCUGUGCAAAGCAUCCUCCUCAACCAGCAGGGGAAGGCCUAUGGUGUGACAGUGCGUAAAGGACAAGAGCAGAUUGAGGUCCAUGCCCCUGUUGUCAUUUCCAAUGCCGGCAUCUUCAACACUCUCCAGAGGUUUCUUCCGAAGCAAGUACAAGACAAACCAGAGAUCCAGUCACUGGUGGGGAGGCUACGUCAUGGUAUGGGUUCCUUCUUGGUCUUUGUUGGUCUGGAUGGAACCAAAGAGGAGCUGGGCAUCGUUUCUACCAACUUCUGGAUGUAUAAAGACAACGACUUGGAUCCACUAAUGGAGCGAUACUCUUCCCUGAGCAAAGAUCAGGUACUGGGGAACAUUCCCAUGAUGUUCAUCACCUUCCCAUCCGCUAAGGAUCCCACAUCGAACAUUCGACAGCCAGGCAAGUCAUGUAUGACAUUGCUGACCAUGGCUCGCUAUGAGUGGUUCGAGGAAUGGGAGGGGACAAAACUUGGCAAGAGGGGACAGGACUACAUGGAUCUGAAAAACAGCAUGGCCCAAGAGCUGCUGGACUGGGCACUAACCAUAUUUCCACAACUGCGAGACAAGGUGGUGAUGGUGGACGCUGCCACUCCUCUAACAAAUGUCCACUAUUUGGGAGCUCCAAGAGGCGAGAUGUACGGCGCUGAACACAACUUGGAGCGCUUCACCCCAGAAACGGUUGCUCGGACACGAUCACAGACACCAAUCGACGGACUCUACCUAACAGGGCAGGACGUGUUCUGUAAUGGCCUGGCUGGAGCUGUGCACGGCGGAUUGCUCUGUGCCUCUGCUGUCCUCAAUCAGAUCCUCUACAUUGACCUUCUGGCCCUGAAGACCCAACUCAAACACAAACAGACCAAAAAACAUAAGCUGACCUAGUAGUGACAGGGUGAGAGUGAUUUGAGUGAAGUGAGAAAGGAAACAAAGGAAGUGAGGAGGAAAUCAAAAGAGAGGAGGGUUAGGGUAUGUCAUGUCUUCCCACAAUCUGAGAGCCAAUUCAAUAUUAAAGUAAUCCUGUCCUUAAUCUGCCUUUACCCAGUUGGUUUAUUAAUCAUUGACUGCGUCUGCUGUGAUCACAAGACAGAUCACAAGUAGCUAACAUGGCUGCUAAUGCGGACAUUGGAAAUUGAUAAAAAGUAGACAGAUGGUACAAGUUAUGUGUGAAUUUAAAUAAAGCUAUCGAGAUAAAUAGAACAUGUGUUUGGUUUUCAUUUUGAACUCGCGGUGUGUUGAUGCAAGGAAAGGUUCCCCAAGGACAAAGUUAUAUGAAGCAUGUGAAGCAAAGGUGUUUUUUAUUUU
Molecule: messenger RNA, 2563 nt
Organism: Paralichthys olivaceus (Japanese flounder)
Lineage: Eukaryota; Metazoa; Chordata; Actinopteri; Pleuronectiformes; Paralichthyidae
Product: inactive all-trans-retinol 13,14-reductase-like
Molecular function (GO): oxidoreductase activity
Source: RefSeq, a predicted model, not a curated record